AAAGCAGUGCUACUGAAGCAAUGUUUUCAAAAACUACAAGUAAAGUAAAAUUUCAAGAUCAACAAUUAGACGACUAUGUUUUGGAGAAUUCAGUGCUGAAAAGUAAACUUCAAAGCAAAAUAGAUGCUCUCCUGAUAAUGAGCAAAGAACUUGACAAAUGCAGCAUGGAAAGAGAUAGAUACAAAUUACUUGUUGAGCAACUGAAAUGCAAAAAGAUUGCUGUGAAUCAGCAUGAAUAUAAUGACAAUGUUUAUAGAUUCACACCCACAAAUACAAUAAGCGGAGGUGACAUGUUAGCUAAAACGCGGGAUCACAAUAACAUGCUCAAACUUGAGGUAGAAAUGUUGCAUAGUAAACUGGAGGAAGCUACUGGUGACAUAGUGGCUUUGAGAAAACAAUUACAGAAAAAAGAAACUCUAAUAGAUGAAUCUAGUAAAAAAACAUCUAUGACUUAUUCAAAUAAAGACUAUGAACAACUUGUACAAGAGUUAGAGAAAAUUCAAAAAAAGUAUCAACAGCUACAAUUAGAUUACCGGGCAACUUUAGAUGAAAAGGAAGAACUGGUCGCUGAUAGGGAUUAUUAUAAAAAUAAAGUACAACGAUUGAAUCAACAGAUCAGCUAUAUAUUAUCUAACAGAGUCAAGCCAAAUUCUGACAGGGAGAUCGAUAUUCCAAAACCAAUCAUAGAUAUUGAUGCUUUAGUUACAGAAAAUAAAUAUUUACAUGAAAGAAUAACACAGCUGCAAGUAGAGAAAGAAAUUAUCAAGCGUACAUUGACAAAAUAUAAGACAUUAUUAGAUAACAGAAAUAAAAAUGAAUCUCUGAGUUUCAAAAAGGGUUUUGCAGACGUAAUGACACAAAAACAAGUACGGGAGUUCCUAGAUACGAAUAGUAAAACUGGUUUGAAAAGGAGUUCCGCUGCGGAAUUAAAAUCUGUAUGUCUAGGUUUAUUUGAGGCACUAAAUGACAAAUCUAUAGCCUUACAACACCAAAGGAAAACUAAUCAGAUUCUUGCGAAUCGAAUAACAGAGUUAGAAAAAACAUUAGAAAGUUGGUGCAAUGGUCAAAAAUAUAUCCCAAUAUUUCCAUCGCAAAUGCUUCUGGAAGAGUUUCUUACUGACACAGGCUCUGUGAAGUCAGAUGAAGACAAACACAGGCAUUCAAUAUCACAGGACAACAUCGACAACACCAAGAGCAGUAACUCUGAUAGUGACAAUGAUCUGAAUAAGGACUGUGAGGAGUCAUCAGAUAUCAGGUGUGACGAUGAUAAAAAUAAAUGUCAAUUCAGUGGUAUCAAUAGAAAUACAAAAACUAUAUUACCAUAUGAAUUGGAGGAAUUAGUUCGAGAGGCUAUGGCGGAGUUGAAGCCGACUAGUUAAAACAUAUCCAUUAGAAUAGAGUGGUAUCACACAUAUAUCCGAAUUAAUAAUAAUAUAAACAACUACUAUUCAAUGCAAAAUUAUUUCGAACCCUUCUAAUAACAAAAUUGUCUUGAAAGUUAACACAUGUUAUCUAUGAAAGACAUUAUAUGUAUGUAUUUAAACGACAGGAACUUUUAGUUGAAGAUAGAUUAUUGGCUCUCUUCAGGAUCAUGCCUGGUCCUCUAAGAUAAAGUAUUCAUUAUCAUAUUAAUAUCAUUCCGUUUACACGGCUUAAGUCAUAUUAAUUGUUAAGAAGAUAAAAUACUUUCUAUUCUACUUUAUGUGGGCAAAGUCAAUAUACGGCUAUAAUAUAAAAUUUAAAUAAUGUAUACAAAACUGUAUAAUUGUUAUACUAUAUAUAGUUAAUAUUCAAUUAUGGCUGAGGUACAAAAGUAUAUAUAUGGCUACCCCAAUGGAAGACGUGAGACAAUAUAUGUAUAUAUUACUGCACAAGAAAGUCAAGUUAUUUCAGUAACAUACUUAUAGUUUAUUUUAACUUUGUUAAUAUUUUGUUAGGUAUAGUUAUAGAUAUUUGUAAUAAUUUUGUAAAAUUUAAACAUUACACUUAUUUAAGUCUAAAGUUAAGGUCCACUUUAGGAACGGCGUCACAGCAUAGUCCGGAAGAUAACAGAUUGAACGAUAAUAAAUUGGUUAAUUUACAAAUUCAUGUUCUUAUAUCGGAACUAUGUCACAGCCCAAGGAAAUUAAACAUCUACAGGACACUUAAAUUUUCAUAUAUGAAUUUUUAUAGUAUUAUUCUUACAAGUUAUUAUAAAAUUUUAUUGAUAUCUCGAUCUGAUGCAUUCCAAAGAAUUAUCUAGUCCAAUCGAAUAUUAUCUAGUCAUAGUAUUUUACUUAUUUCUCUAGAUAUGUUCGUUUUUAAUUUGCGAAAUAAAUGAUAUAUAUACAAAUAUGCAAGUGUCAUUUUUCCUUGAAUUUUUCUUUUUCUUAAUAAUUAUUUACUACUUCAUGCGUAGUACUAGUAGGACAAAAUAUUGUAUACACAUAUAAUAAAACACCUUUAUUAAGACAAAAUAAUUUAUUAUAUCUUUAGCAACUAUACCUAUACUGGUAAUUAGUAUAAUAUGUAGAUAUAUUAACGAUUUUUCUGGCUGCCUAUCUCAGAGCAAAAAAUAAAUAAAUCCUUAAUGUCCCUUCAACAGGAUGUAUAACAUAUUGUAUUUAUUUAAAAAGUAAUGACACUAAUAAGUAGAUAAAAAGUACAGGUUUGCUUAACUUUUUUCUUGCUCUAAGCUAAACAUAUUAACUAUUUUUAAAAAUAUAAACGUAGCCACAUGUUUUAUUUGUUUUAUAUUUUAUGUAAUAGAACAAUUGCGAAUACACUUCUCUAAUUGUGUAACUAACUACACAAAUAAGCGUCUCUACAAGUUUCGAUGUUCGAUAUCAAUGAUCAAACUAUAUCCAAGUUUCAAAAUAUACAAUAAAAGAUUUAUUUUGGAUUAUUUGCUCUUAUAUUAUAACGCACUUUCUUUUAACCAAUGACAAGAAGUUAUUUAACUUGGCGAAUUUAAUUUUAAAUACAUUUCUCAAAUAAUCCAUUUCGUCUCCUGCAAUGAAGACAUUUUCAUGUAUUAUAUCUUCACUGAAAAUACGCUAUAUUAUAUAAGUGUUUUAUACAUUUGCAUAAUCCAUGUUUAGACCUAACAACAUAUUUUGCCACGCGAUGACAGGAUAUGUAUGUCAACAUAAAUUCAAUUAAUUAUAUAUGUAAACAUAUAAAAAUAUAUAAUUUACUUAAACUAUACAGAUAAAUUCAAUAUUGAUAGGUAGUAAUAAUAUACCUACUAAAUAUUAAUAUUUCAUAUGUUUAAAAUCAAGAAAUUAAGUUAACAAUUAUUCCGGAUAACAAAGCACUUUGGAAUACAGACACGUAAAAAAAUUUGUAAUGUACAACUUAUAUUUAAUUAUAAUAAUUCACAAUACAUUAAACUCUCUAGUAACACGAAAGACUAAUAAAAUAAAUUACGCAACUGAAAGUAAAAUAAUAUAUGUUAACAGUUAAUAAUCACAAUGAAAAUAUAUAUAUUGCAUUACAUUAUCAAAAACGGUACCCCAUCCAUCCAGCUCAUUUAUGGGAUCCUUACAAAUUAUAAGUGAGAUGACAAUAGAAGGUGUACUUAUAUGUACUAAGACACGUUCUCAAACCAUUGUUUGACAGUUCCGGUACAUUAUUAUAGACGCUUGUUUCAUAAAACGGCAUUUUGCUAAACUGUUUAACAAAAGAAAACGAAACAAGUCUAUUGUAUCCAAUAUUAUUAAACUGAAAUUUGAAAUGGCUGUAGGUUAAUUACAAAGGUUUUAUAUGAACAUUAUUUCAUUUAGUAAAAUAAGUACUGGAAAUAAUCAAUAAGAACUGGAUAGCAUUCAGACCGCUUUCGCUAUAGAAUCUGUGACUUAUAACAUAAUCAACGCAAUGAGACUGCGAUCAGGGCUGUGUGCUUGUGUGCGGCGCACUAGGGACCUUGGAUAAAAAGCACAACACAUUUGUUACAGUCUAGUCAUUAAUAAGUAAGUAGGAUGAACAUAUUUAGAAUAAUUUGAAAAUGAAAAUAAUAUUAUGUCGAAACAGACACGGGGGGGUCGCGCGAGGCGUUCAGGCGAUGGCGGAGUAGUGCGAGAGCGCGCAGGCGUCGGCGUGCAGGUGAUAUAUGUGUCGCACACACGGGGGGGUCGCGGGGCGUUCAGGCGAUGGCGGAGUAGUGCGAGAGCGCGCAGGCGGCUGAAUGCAGUUGAUAUAUGUGUCGCACACACGGGGGGGUCGCGGGGCGUUCAGGCGAUGGCGGAGUAGUGCGAGAGCGCGCAGGCGACGGCGUGCAGGUGAUAUAUGUGUCGCACACACGGGGGGGUCGCGGGGCGUUCAGGCGAUGGCGGAGUAGUGCGAGAGCGCGCAGGCGUCGGCGUGCAGGUGAUAUAUGUGUCGCACACACGGGGGUCGCGGGGCGUUCAGGCGAUGGCGGAGUAGUGCGAGAGCGCGCAGGCGUCGGCGUGCAGGUGAUAUAUGUGUCGCACACACGGGGGGGUCGCGGGGCGUUCAGGCGAUGGCGGAGUAGUGCGAGAGCGCGCAGGCGUCGGCGUGCAGGUGAUAUAUGUGUCGCACACACGGGGGGGUCGCGGGGCGUUCAGGCGAUGGCGGAGUAGUGCGAGAGCGCGCAGGCGGCGGCGUGCAGGUGAUAUAUGUGUCGCACACACGGGGGGUCGCGGGGCGUUCAGGCGAUGGCGGAGUAGUGCGAGAGCGCGCAGGCGGCGGCGUGCACGAGAUAUAUGUGUCGCACACACGGGGGGGUCGCGGGGCGUUCAGGCGAUGGCGGAGUAGUGCGAGAGCGCGCAGGCGGCGGCGUGCAGGUGAUAUAUGUGUCGCACACACGGGGGGUCGCGGGGCGUUCAGGCGAUGGCGGAGUAGUGCGAGAGCGCGCAGGCGGCGGCGUGCAGGUGAUAUAUGUGUCGCACACACGGGGGUCGCGGGGCGUUCAGGCGAUGGCGGAGUAGUGCGAGAGCGCGCAGGCGUCGGCGUGCAGGUGAUAUAUGUGUCGCACACACGGGGGGGUCGCGGGGCGUUCAGGCGAUGGCGGAGUAGUGCGAGAGCGCGCAGGCGGCGGCGGAGGCGGCGGCGUGCAGGCGCGGG
Messenger RNA from Achroia grisella, 5064 nucleotides. Its product is annotated as coiled-coil domain-containing protein 149. The coding region runs from base 21 to 1379 and encodes 452 amino acids. The transcript is spliced from 7 exons. Lineage: Eukaryota; Metazoa; Arthropoda; Insecta; Lepidoptera; Pyralidae. The record is from RefSeq and is a predicted model, not a curated record.